GCCUAACAAUACCUAACCUCAUAAAAAGCAUUGACCAUGAUGUCAAGCGUUCCACGGCUUAAUUAUUCCGUAGAAAAUGAAACCGCUGAGAUUGCUACCAAGACCUUUGCUCUAAUUUUACAAAAGGCGUACGAGCAGUAUCGAAAAUUAUGGAAUAAAUAUCUGGAUUUAGUUAAGACAUAUGGAGUUGAUAGUUCUAUACACAAAGAAGUUCUACAAGCAUGGAAGGAAGAUAAUGUUUUAGAAUCUAUAUAUGCAUCUGCUGAAGAUGCUGAAUUUUUAACAAAAUCCAAAUACCAACAAAAUUUAUCAAGUGAAGAAGAAAUAAUUAAUGAUAAAAAAAAAAAUGAAAGCUUUAUGAAAGAAAAUGAAGAUAUUUUAGAAAAAUCCUUAUUUGACAGGGAUAUAGAUAUCGAUGACACUAUAUAUCAAUCUCCUUGUAAAAAAUCAACAAAUCUUAUUUUACCUGAAAGCCCAACAUUUAUGCAAAAAGAUAAAAAAUCUGUUAUGAUUUCCGAAAGUGAAGUUUCUAUAGACAGUGAUAAUACAACUAUUCCGUGUACAGUGGACACUGAUAACAAAUCGGAUUAUAAUAAACAAAAUAUUGGCAAAAAUACAUCUGAACAAUAUUUAAAGAAUGUAUCUUUUGAUAAUUUUUCUCCUUUUGUUGUCUGUAAUACUCCUGAAGUUAAUAAUAAACGUAAUAAGAAGAGGAGAAAAAGAUUAUUUAAGAAAGCUUAUCAAGAUAAACAACAAUUGAAUGAUGAUUCAGAUAGUCCUGAAAAGAAGCAAAUGAAAGAUAAAAAGCUACCUUUGCGAAGAUUAGACAAUAUUAUUUCUCCAUUAAAAAUUAAUUUAAUUCAUGAUGAUAAUCAAAUAAAUAAUAAAAUUGACAAUAGCAAAUCUAAAAGUCCUAUAUAUUAUAAAUGUCAUAUAAGAUCAGAUGAUAAAAAAUUAAGACAAACAACACUUCCAUUUUAUACUGUUAAAAAAGAGGUAUAUAAUAGUACUCUAACAUCUACUGACGAAGACAUAACAAUAAAUAAAUCUAAAAAAUUUCUAUUUAAUUGUGAAUCUUCCACAGAAAAUAUAAUGCAAAAUAAAGCUAUAAGUAAGAAAAAAAUUGAUAUUAUAAAUUCAAAUGAUGUUAAUGAUAAAAAUGAGAUGAUAUAUGAAGACGUAAUACAAAGUAGUCCAAAUUACAAACAUGUACAAUUUCGAAAUAAAAAUCGGAUAAAGUUAAAACGAAAACAUAAAAAAACUGAUCAAAUAGAAGUAACUGGCUUAUCCUCUAAUAAUUCUAUGAUAAUGCAAAAUAAAGUACAUUCAAGCAAAAAUCAAAAUAUUGCUAUUGAUGAAAAUAGUUCCUUAUCUCCAGAUAUAAUUACUGAUAAUGCCAAGAAAAAGUGUCUGACAUUUUAUCAAGAUAUUCAAUUGGAACAAAAACUUACUAAAAAAAAUAAUUCGGAGGAAAUUGCAUUUACAAAACAGGCGGAAUUAAAUCCACUUCAAUAUAUAUAUGAAGAUGAAACAUAUUUUGAAGAAAAAACUCAGAAAGAAAAUAAUAUUAAUGUAAAUAAAGUAAUAAAUAAAAAUUUAUUUAGGUUUGAAAAUAUGGAAAAAGAAGCUAUUAAAUAUAUUCAUACAGAUAAAUCAGCUAAAAAAGAUGGUGAAAUAAAAAAUCAAAAAUGUUGGAGCUGUUGGGAAUGUGCUGAGUAUUAUAAAAAUAAACCUGGUAUUUCUGACACGCAAGUACAAAUAUGGAAAAAUAAAUGUUCACGUCACAAAAAUGUGUAUUAUGCCAGAGAAGCAACACCACCAGGUUUUUGGGAUCCUUUAUUCCCUGAUACUGCAUCAGAUAACACACAACAAAAAUAAUAAAAAAUUAUAAAAUUAUAACUAUAUAUAUUUUGUAGAGAAAAUAAUACGGAGAAACACCAUUACAUAUAUUUGUAAAUAUUAGAAACUCUAAGUUACGAUUUUUUCAUUCUGAAUAUUUAUUUGUUCAUUUGAAUAAAAUACAGUUACAUAAGA
Molecule: messenger RNA, 2034 nt
Organism: Vespula vulgaris
Lineage: Eukaryota; Metazoa; Arthropoda; Insecta; Hymenoptera; Vespidae
Exons: 6
Coding region: 37-1878 (613 amino acids)
Biological process (GO): DNA repair
Source: RefSeq, a predicted model, not a curated record